AUGGAUUUUCGUCGUCCUGAUUUAAACUUUGUAUCGCAUGGGUAUGAGCUGAUUGCGUAUUAUGGAGGAGGUAUGUAUGGUCGUGCGUAUUUGGUGAAGAAGAUCGAUACGGAAGAGAUUCGGAUAGCGAAGACGGUGGAUCUGACGGAGAUGUUGCGUGCGAGUCGUGAUGCAGCGAUUCAGGAGGCUCACUUGCUGUUGGGUUUCACCCAUCCGCAUAUAGUGCCGUGUUAUGAGGCGUAUGUGCAAGAUGACAGUUACUUGGUGAUGAUAAUGGAGUAUUGUCAGGGGGGUGACCUGUCUCGUUGUUUAUCGGCAAUGAGGAAAGCGAACAGGCACUUUAGUGAGGAGGAGAUCAAGACCAUGUUGGUCCAGUUGCUCAGCGCUCUGUCAUUCAUCCAUGAGAACCGGAUCCUGCAUCGUGACUUGAAGCCGAGCAAUAUUCUGAUCAGCAAAACGGGCGACUUGAAAGUAGCCGACUUUGGAGUCGCCCGAAUCCUGACAGGGCUCACAUGUGCCGCUCUAACCAGCACCGGCACGCCUAACUACAUGGCGCCGGAGAUGUGCAAACGAAAACCCUACUCCUUCUACAGCGACAUGUGGAGCCUCGGCUGCGUACUUUACGAAAUCAUGACACUUACCACCGCCUUCCAGGGCGAAAGCCUGAUAGCACUCGCCUGGUCUGUCUGCUUCGAAAACCCCUCACCCAUCCGUGGCCGCUACUCCCGUGCUCUAGAACGCAUCCUGAUGAUGCUUCUCUCCAAAGAACCCGACCGACGUCUGCUCCCGGACGCGCUGUUGCAUCACGAAUAUUUCAACUCCUCCAUCAUACCCCCACCCUCCCCCGAUGAGUCUGCUGACUCACCCAAAACCGAUGUACAAGGCAGCGAGACCCAUGUAAGCUGCUCCCCCACUGCGUUGGCAGACUGUAAAGAAGACGAUCGCCAGUCAGUCUCCACACAGGCCGCCGAGCCCGCAGACGAACACGAAGAGCUUGACGACGAUACGCCCGCGCAGGCACCGGACCCUUGCAUGGUUCUGGCCAAAGUGCUCUUCAGCUCAUGGAUGCGCCAACUCCCUAUCGUCUUGCUAUACCUCAGCGUCAAUCCUCGCUGGCCGGAGCUCUGUCAGGAAUACGUUGACAAGGCCACACUCCUGCGUCUGGGCUUCAGUCCGGACCUAGCCGACAAGUAUUUCGAAAUGGCCCAGGGCUCGGGGCCGGGCCCGGGCCAGGACCCAGGUCGGGGGCGGCUGGGCUCGAGCCGAGGAGUAUCGGGUUUGGGGAGUGCGGUAAGAGACAGUGACGUUGCCGAGUUGGGCGAGCGGAAGCCCUCUGGGAUACGGUCUCGGCGCAUGAGUGUGACUACAGUAGCGUCUGUGACCAUUCCGGGGGAGACGUCGCGGGGGGAGCAGUUGCUGAAUGCGAUGAUGGACGAGGAGUUGGCGGAGGCUGCGCUCUUCAAGGCGGCCAGUGAAGAGCUAGGAAUCCCGUGCUCCCGUUGUGAAAUCCGAGCGACGGCGGCCUACAUCUUGAGGCAAUCAAGCAACGACCACAUGUGUGCGCGGGCGUUGUUGGGCUCGGUCUUGACUCAGUGGGUACCUUGUUCGCACAGCUUCGUCGACUUUCUAGAGCACUUGCCGCUGGAUAAAACGGAAUUGGUGGUCCGGCUGCGAUGGGCGGCGAAUGAGGUGCGCAAAGAGGGCCGCGAGAUGACGGCAGAGGGAACUUUAAAGGCCAUCGCCACGCUGGCUGGUGACCCGAGCGACAUCGACCGCAGCCAUUUUCUACAGGUCAUGAGCAUCCGAUUCGUCGCCUACGCAGACGCCUCCACCUGCGCAAAGGAAAUGUACACUAUCGCCAACAAGAACCUCAACGGCUCCGUCAAUUGGCAGAGCUCCGUCGCCUUCCUGCUCGAGUUCGCCGGUUUCGACGGUGACCCCGACAAAAAUCAAGAAUCCGACAUUAACAAAUCUCUCAGCUGCACACCCGUACGCAUUGAAAGCGCAAAGGACGCUCUUUUGGAGGAGUCGCUCAUCCAAUACGUCGAAGACAUAGACCCCGGAAUCGCAAUCAGGAGAAACGGCUUCAGACGCAGCUCCGUGCGAGAUGCAUCGCGCGAAACCGAGGCGCUCAGGACCGACUCACUCAGGACCGACUCAUUCAGGACCGACUCAUUCCGAGCUCCGGUGCUCGACUCUGUAAACGAAUCCACGCCAGUCGAUGCACAUGAAUCCUUCCGGCCUGUGGACUCCCGCAUAGACCCCCGCAUAGACUCCCGUGUAGACUCCCUCAGAAGGGAGCCGCCUACCGCACCUAGCGCGGAGGGCAGACCCCCCCUCGAUCCGCUAGAACGGGGUGAGACGCUGGAACGAGGGGGAGACAGCUUUGGUUCCCAGAAGCUCGAGUCUGUCUGCCGGGUUGUAGAUUCCCUGCCCCGCGAGCUGGUGGGGCGGGAUUCGAUUGCCCCGAGGGACUCACUGGCUGGGAGAGGGGCCUCCUCUGGACGGUACAGAAGUGUGGACGGGCUGGACGGUCUUCGUGCCGACGGCGGCCGGCCUGAUGACUCCUGUCGGGACUCUACACGCAUCGGACACGAUUUAGCGAGAGACGAUUUAGCGAGAGGCGAGCCAGCAUACCGAAGGGAUGCUACUUUCAGAGGCGAGACGUCUACUAGAGGGGACCCUUCUCUACGAGGAGAUGGGUCGUUUAAGGCGGACGCUUCCUUGAGAGGAGAAGGCUUUGUCAGCGGCAGUGGGCACACAAGAGCUGAGGCCCUGGCUCUGGCCGCGAGUAACCACCGCGACUCGGGUCUGAGAGACGUGGCGCUGAGGGACGCGGCGCUAAGGGACGCGGCGCUGAGGGACUCGGGCUUGCGGGAUUCGGGCUUGCGGGAUUCGGGCGUCAGGGACCUGGCCUUGCGGCCGUCUGGAUCGUUGCGGGAUUCGGCGGAGCAACCGCCCCGGUUGCAGAGGGACUCCGGUUCCUACACGGAAACGAACCCUUCGACGGCACUGACGCGGGAGGUGUUGGUUCUAAAUCGGGAGGCGACAGAACCAAGUGCGGUGCGGAAUUCACGUGGAAGCGGUGAGAGUGGAGUGCUAUUAUCCGAGGAUGUCCGCGGUUACGAUACGGGAGACCUGAAUGGUCUCCGGACGGGCCGGUUUGCUACUGAGUAUACACGUAGGAUACACACUUCGGAUUCGCUCCUGAACAGAUCGCCAAUGACCCAUCAACCGCACCCCUUCAUCCAAUCCGCCUGUGACGACCUGGAUUACCACCACCGAGCGGACCGCGACAAAGACCGUUGUGACCGACGAGGCGGAGACUAUGCUCGACCGGGAGACUAUUAUAGAACGGGAGAUUAUUCUCGACCGGCGGAUUACCAUCACGACGACUACCCUCGACCUGCUGGGGAUUAUCUUCGCGAAGACUACUACCGCGAAGACUACUACCGCGCGGAGGAUCUUGCCUCCAACGACGGAGGCUUUACAGACCCGCGAUUCCACCCCGAUGAUGACCCGGUCUGCGUACGCCCACGGAACACAGCCGAGCUUAGAACCGACAGGAAUGGCGAGAACCUGGGGGACGUGGGUCGUAGUGGGGUCUUGGUGGCUGGCAAGAUCUCCGGAAGAAGACGAGCGUCUGUGUUUCGGAGAGCUGCCGCAGCAGGAGAACCUUCCGACUUACGCUUCGACGAUUCGGGUCCUUGGAGAAUUGAACCGGGUAGGAAAUCGGACGAGA
Messenger RNA from Gregarina niphandrodes, 3742 nucleotides. Its product is annotated as protein kinase domain protein. The record is from RefSeq and is a predicted model, not a curated record. NCBI's taxonomy places the organism in Eukaryota, Apicomplexa, Conoidasida, Eugregarinorida, Gregarinidae. The annotation marks the transcript as partial. The transcript has a single exon. Gene Ontology annotation, biological process: protein phosphorylation. Gene Ontology annotation, molecular function: protein kinase activity; ATP binding.